Messenger RNA from Antechinus flavipes (yellow-footed antechinus), 906 nucleotides. Its product is annotated as transcription initiation factor TFIID subunit 8-like. Lineage: Eukaryota; Metazoa; Chordata; Mammalia; Dasyuromorphia; Dasyuridae. Bases 1 to 906 code for a protein of 301 amino acids. The transcript is spliced from 2 exons. The record is from RefSeq and is a predicted model, not a curated record. Gene Ontology annotation, cellular component: transcription factor TFIID complex. Gene Ontology annotation, molecular function: protein heterodimerization activity. Gene Ontology annotation, biological process: transcription initiation at RNA polymerase II promoter.
AUGAUACUGGGGAGAUCAGGAAGCAAGCAGGCCACUACCCCUGCAGACAACUACUACCUGGCACGGAGGCGGACCUUGCAGAUAGUUGUGAGCUCCUUGCUGAUAGAGGCUGGGUUUGAGAGUGCGGAGAAAGCAUGUGUGGAAAUAUUAACUGAGAUGUUACAAAGCUACCUUUCAGAAAUCGGGAAGAGUGCUAAGUCCUAUUGUGAGCACACGGCCAGGACAAAGCCCACACUUUCAGAUAUUGUGGUCACGCUUGCUGAGAUGGGUUUCAAUGUGGAAACUCUCCCUGCAUACGCUAAACGGUCUCAGAGGAUGGUCAUCACAGCACCACCAGUCACCAAUCAGCCUGUGACUCCCAAAGCCCUGACUGCUGGACAGCACAAGUCUCACCCACCUCAUAUCCCUCGCCAUUUUCCUGAAUUCCCUGACCCCCACACGUACAUCAAAACGCCGACAUACCGUGAAUUUGUGUCCGAUUACCAGGUCCUUCGGGAAAAGGCUGCAUCACAGAAGCGUGAUAUGGAACAGACACUUACUCAUUUUAUAGCCAAGACAGGUGAGACACAGAGUCUUUUCAAAGAUGAUGUCAACACAUUUCCAUUGAUUGCUGCCCAGCCACUUGCCAUUCCCUACCUGACCGCCCUUCUGCCCUCUGAACUGGAGAUGCAGCAGAUGGAAGAGACUGAUUCUUCUGAACAAGAUGAGCAGACAGACCCGGAGAACCUUCCUCUUCACAUCAGUACGGAUGAAUCAGGAGCAGAAAAAGAGAAUGCCUCUGCUCAACAGCAGAACACUUCCUUGUCAGGGAGCCGGGCUAGGGAGGAGAAUCUUAUUGAUAACCCUUAUCUACGACCUGUAAAGAAACCCAAGAUCCAACAGAAACGCAGCCUUAGCCAUCUCUAA